Loa loa (African eye worm) is the source of this 360-nucleotide messenger RNA. RefSeq lists its product as hypothetical. Bases 1 to 360 code for a protein of 119 amino acids. NCBI's taxonomy places the organism in Eukaryota, Metazoa, Nematoda, Chromadorea, Rhabditida, Onchocercidae. The transcript is spliced from 3 exons. The record is from RefSeq and is a predicted model, not a curated record.
AUGUCGAACGAAAGAAGUGCUGAUCAAAAUUUAUGUAAAAUGGAUAACAUUUUGGAUGACCACCAUGAAGUGAGUGACGAAAAGAUGAGUAAGAUGUACACCAAUGAUUCAUCUGUCUCAGCUAUAUCACUGCAAAGUUUGGAUGACGACGAUUUCCGCAAUCUUUUGAAUACUGCCGCAAAACCUCAAUAUGGUAGUCUUCAAAGAAAAAGGAAGAAGUCGCAAAAAACAACUGAAUAUGGUGGUCGUCGUCUGAGUGAUGCGGGAGAAAAUACUGGCCUAUCAGCAGAAGCAGAUAAUUUACUGGCACAAUUUCGACUUGAAGCGGAAAUGAAUCAAAGAAACGCCGAUAUUGGUUAG